Molecule: messenger RNA, 3112 nt
Organism: Anarrhichthys ocellatus (wolf-eel)
Lineage: Eukaryota; Metazoa; Chordata; Actinopteri; Perciformes; Anarhichadidae
Product: rho GTPase-activating protein 27-like
Exons: 11
Biological process (GO): regulation of GTPase activity
Cellular component (GO): cytoplasm
Molecular function (GO): protein binding
Source: RefSeq, a predicted model, not a curated record
UUUGUGUCAUGGGACACCGGUCUCUCCUGUGUGAAAACAAUCCAGUAUUUCAUUUAGAAAACAUGACUUAUAGAAUACAUGAGAAAUAAGCAUGAGGGUUAGCUUUAGCAUUAGCAUUAGCUUUAGCUUUAGCUGAAGGAGGAGCUCAGAGGUAAUUGUAGUUUGACUUGUUCUGACAGGAAGAAACAUGACUGUCAUUCCUUUGUCUCAAGUCUUCUUCUGUCUGAAAUAAGAAGCUUCACGUCACGAUUGUAGUAGUAGUAGUGGAAGGUACUCUAUGUGAGUACUUGUACUCUACUUUCCUGUCGUUGUAAAGGAACAACAGUCAGACUGAACAACAUUCACUGUUUUUCUCUUCUUCAUGUUUGUUUUCAACAGAACGCUAAUACAUUGCUGAUCAAUAAAUAUGAUCUGAUGAUGUCAUCCAGUCUGAAACGCACAGAAACUAUUAAUAUCUAAACACAAAAAGCUUCACAUUAAUCAAUAUAAUUUAACUACGAAUAUAAUAAGUAGAGGAAUUCAACAAUUUUAAUUUUAAAGUACUUGUACUUUAUUCGACUAUUUCCUUUUUCUGGUACUUUCUUUUUGUACUUUUUGGGGUACUUUUUACUGUACUAACUAUUUGAUGUCUAACAUAAUGUUUGCAUCAUGUUUGCAUCAUGUUAGCAUCAUGUUGGCAUCAUGUUGGUAUCUUGUUAGCAUCAUGUUGACAUCUUUUUAGCAUCAUGUUGACAUCUUUUUAGCAUCAUGUUCGCAUGUUGUUAGCAUCAUGUUGGCAUCGUGUUGGCAUCGUGUUGGCAUCGUGUUGGCAUCACGUUGGCAUCACGUUGGCAUCACGUUGGCAUCACGUUUGGAUCACGUUGGCAUCUUGUUGGCAUCUUGUUGGCAUCUUGUUGGCAUCACGUUGGCAUCUUGUUGGCAUCACGUUGGCAUCACGUUGGUAUCAUGUUGUUAGCAUGUUGUCGGCGUCAUGUCGGCGUCAUGUCGGCGUCAUUUUAGCAUCAUGUUGGUAUCAUGUUGGCAUCAUGUAGGUGCUACCCUAAACAAUUAAUAAUGAAGCUGUUUCUCACUUUUAGGGGCUGAUGAUCAAAUGUGACGUUUGACCCCUGACCUUCAGAGUCACCUUCUACCUGAGGGGGGUGGGGCCUGAGGAGCCCUGCGCCAUCACCAUGGCAAAGACUUCUUCCCUGCUCGGCAGAGGACUGGGUCUGGUCCUGGUGGAGUUUCAUUAUGAGUACCAGGGUCGGGACGGCGUGCUGGUCUCCAUCAAACCCAACGAGCGCUACGUCCUGCUGGCUAAGACUAACGACCACUGGUGGCAGGUCCAGAGGGACCGGACCUCCAAACCCUUCUACAUACCAGCCAAGUACGUCAAGGAGCUGCCAACGGACUUCCCCUCGCCUCUGGACUUCGAUGUGCCCAGUCCUGAACCAGUGCUGCUUCCUGUGGCAGUCCCCGUCCCCGUCCCAAAGACUCUGGAGGACCCCAGAACCAAACCUGCGGAUGAGGUGAUGAUCCGACUCAGACCCGAAGCUUCCAAAGGAUACCGCAAGACGGAGAACCGCAUGUCCACGUUUGGGGUCCCGCUGGACUUUCCUGACCCGUUGGCUUCGGCGGCACCGGCACCGCGGCAUCCCAGCAACCCUCCUGCUGGUCCCGCAGAGACCGGGACUACAAACAUGGCCGACGUUCCUGUGAGCAAAAAGCACCUUUCGGGGUCCCCGGAGGUUCUCAGGGACUCCGACAAAUACAGAGUUCCUAGUUUCAGUCCAGCAGACCCCGUCUCCAUGCCGAGGACCCAGACCGAGCCCAUCCCCGUAGAGAUGCCGAUGGUCCCGGUGGUCCCCCCACACAAACAUCACCACAGCUCGUCCGAGGAAGAGGAGCUAGAGGAGGAGGAGCUAGAGGAGAGCAGCAGCAGCGGACAGGAGGAUCCAGUAAAGGAGGAUUCAAACCACAUCUACGAGUCCAUCCAGGACCUGAAUCUCGACCUGGAGGCUCUGGUCGGAGGAAGAGGGAUUCCCAGGGUGCCGUCUGAACCUGCACCGGCCCCGCCCCCUUUACAGGACGUCGGGUCGCUCCACCUGAAAUCUCCCAUCUACGCUAACGUCUCCUCUGUGAAGAAAACAAACAUCCCUCAGAUCUCCAUCUCUGGCCCCGCCCUCCCCUCAUCACCUCCUCCUGGCCCCACCCCCUCUGUUCCCGGCCACAGCCCCUCCUCUUCUGUCUCCUCAUCCGGGAUGAUAAGCCCCGCCUCCCCCCUCAGCCCACAGGAUGACUGGCAGGUUCACACGGACCGGGACAGCGGGAAGAGGUUUUAUUUCCACCCUGUAACCAGACAGACCACCUGGUCCGACCCCCGCAGCCCUCCACCCCCGCCCGAUGGAGACUUGGACCAGUCCAGGGGGGGCGAGGGGGUUCAGCUGACCUCCCCCUCUCCUCUGCUCUCCCCCCAGGGUUCUGCUGUUUGGGACCAGCUGGUGGACGAAGUCUCAGGGAGGUUUUACUACCACAACCCCAGCUCCGGAGCCACGACAUGGUCCGCCCCAGAGCCCACCUCCGGAGCCACGACAUGGUCUGCCCCAGAAACACUCCCCCCCUUCUCACCCCCAGGGUCUACAGCCAACAGGAGGCACGACGACGGCCCGCCUCCGCUGCCCGAGGAAGAUUAUCCUUCAUCACAGGUACACGAUGACAACAAUGACGUCUUCACAACGAAUCCUCUGCAGCAUGUGUGUUUAAUUCCCAGAGCUCAGCUGGACCUGAAAGAUGAAAACGGCUCCCCGAUCAAGCUGCAAGAGCUUGCACAUUUGCCCCAAAAUCUGAUGGGAAAUGGAGUUUCUGAAGAGGGAACGACUGUGCAGGUCAAGAACUGGAGACGCAGCGGAGCUGAAGAGACGUUUGCUCACGGCCACAGGAGGAACGUCUCUGAAUACAUUGAGGUGUCCAACAGAAGACCCUCCCCUGAAAGUCCACAGCUCUCUGAUCGGCACAAACUGAAGAGGAAUCUGUCAGAUCGGAGUUCAGGUUCCCACCAGCUGCACGGCCAUCUGCUGGAGAAAGCAGGAAUCAUGAAUAAGACCAAAGUAGUCGAUCACGGUAAAAAGAUCCG